AGCUCUAGCACGUGGUGGCCUGGCCUCUCAAAAGGGAAUUUUCAAAGGAAAUAAACGAAACCAACGAAUUUAAAGCGAAGGAACAGCGGAUCUUUCGGGGAGGAGACGGGCGGCGCGAAUGGGACGCCAUGCCAGCGAAGAGAAUGACGGCCAGCACAGCAGCAGCAUCGUCCAUUCCGGGAGGUAGUGCAUCUACCACGACUAAUAAUGUCAGUAACGGCAGCAAUCUGGCACCGGGAGCCGGGGCACGCCCACUGGAGACGCUGAACGGGAUGACCAGAUUGACGCCCGCCCGGGACUUGACACUUGGCGGUCGUGGCGCCGCGGCAGGAGGCAACAAAAAGGUGUUUGCCCCCAACUUGAAUGCGGUGCGAAAUAAAAAUACCAAUGUGAAGACCUCCAAGGACACAACCCAGCCCAGGGGGGGACGUCGCGGCGGCCGGGGAAACGGUGCAGGAGCAACACGUGGUCGUGGUGGAAAUUCGUCUAGUGGCGGUGGUGGUGGCAACUCAACACUGAUUCAAACCCAGGGCCUUUUCUCCGAGGGAGCGGGUGAUGUCCACGUACGCCGAUCAACAGGGAAUGGCACAGCCUAUGCCCGAGCAGGCGAGGAGGUGGCGGUGGCCAGGAAACGAGUGGAUCGCAAGGACGAUAGGGCACAGGCUCAGAGAAUAAACGAGCUGCUGGGCGAGUCGGAUGACAGCGAUGCGGAGCCCAGUGACGAGGAGGACAAUAAGACUGAGAUGGCCCUGAAGCCCAUCCUGCUAAAGGAGGGUCUUUGGAGCAACCAGGCACUACCGUUGGUCAAGCAGGAAGUACCUAGUUCAUCUCCAAACCGAGAAACGUUAGCGGUGGCUCAGCACCUGCAGCAGUUGCAUGUGGCUCGAAUGGAGGAGCCACCCCUACAGUAUGGACGAUAUCCGCGCAGCAUUGGCAACUUCCUGGACUCGAGCCAAUCGCAGAUAUUUCUAAUGCAGCUGCCCGAUGUUUUGCCCUGUGUGAGCGAUGAACCGGAGGAUGCUGAACCACCAAAUGAUGACUCUACGAUGCCACCAUCUGCCAGUGAAACGGAACCAACAAGUCCGGCUGCAGGCAAGUCAACCAAUGCUGCCAAGGGGAGUGUCCUGCGUCUGUUGGAAGAGGGCCAAAUUGGCAAGAUCCUGCGCUAUAGGUCGGGUCGAGUUAAACUCCAACUCGGCGACACACUGUUCGAUCUGGAUAUGGGCCUGGAUCCGGGCUACCUGCAAGAGCUCAUGUCCGUUACGGCGAAUCGAGAACAGCGCAGCGGCAACAUGAUCAAUUUGGGACCAAUCCAAGCCAAGCUUAAGGCCACACCAGAUUGGGUGCAUCUGUUCGAGCAGCAGGAAGCGGCAGCCAAGCGAUCGAAUCCGCUACCGAACACGUAGCACACGGCACCACAAUCCUCCUGCAUCCAAUUCUCCCCAGUAGAUAUGUAAUAUUGUAAAUAGGCUGCGCCUGAUUCUAAGUUAUUUCUAUGCUUAAAUUUCGUAAACAAAUCUUUAAAUAUACAUAGAACUUUGUACUACGGA
This is a messenger RNA of Drosophila kikkawai, 1550 nucleotides long. It is a transcript of the gene Polr3D, whose product is annotated as RNA polymerase III subunit C53. Gene Ontology annotation, cellular component: RNA polymerase III complex. Gene Ontology annotation, molecular function: DNA binding. NCBI's taxonomy places the organism in Eukaryota, Metazoa, Arthropoda, Insecta, Diptera, Drosophilidae. Gene Ontology annotation, biological process: tRNA transcription by RNA polymerase III. The record is from RefSeq and is a predicted model, not a curated record.